CAGACACACAAUCCAAAACAUGUCGUUCUACCCUCCGAAUCAGUACGGAGCCAAGCCGCCGAAGUCGGGCCCCUUUGGACCUCCGCUGCCAACCGCCACCAACAGUCCCGGGUUUGUGUUUGGCGCACCACCUUCCGCCAAUACUUCUGCCGCCCGAAGCGUCGCCACGCUAGCGUUCAACGGGCAAGCAAAGGCAUGGGCGAAAGCCUGUGGCUUGGAUAUCGUCAACGUUUCGUGGGAGGACUGCGCGCGUUCGAAGAACAGCUGUUACGGUCCGUGCAUCUCGGACAUGACGUUAGUGUCGGACAACUCGUGGAUGUCGGUGCUUCGAUCGCCAAACUUUGCAGAUCCAAUCAUGAGGAUCCCAUCAUCGCAGAUUCAAGUGAAGGUGGGCAACGAAUCCCGCCACGACGGCGUCGCACUCUCCACCGUGUCUCUGGCCGACUACUUGACCAACAUCGCCAAGUACACGGAGCUCGAACACAGUCUAUUUGAACCGUCCAAGGACAACCAAGUCGUGGUAAGCACACAGGCGUGCUUUCUGCCGCUUUCCGCGUCGGGCGAUGUCGACUUUCACGUCGGAUUGUUCAACUACCAGUCCACAGCCACAAAUCCAGCAGUGCUCGUUCUUAUCUCUACUGAUGCUGGCACCAGUGCCCAAGUCGUGCAGGGCAAUCAACGAGGGGAUAUUUUGUACUUUAACGACCACGGCAUCAAGCGAACGUUCCUGGCCACUCGAUUAAGUACCGACAGAACCCGCCGCGGCGUCGCCAACACGGGCGCCCCCAUGGACCAAGGCGAAGAAGCGCGGAAUUACAUCAUGGUGGUCCAGAUCCCGUUGAUCGGUCGCCCGUCCGUGUCGACAGGCAUGCCAUUUGGGGCGUCUACUACUAGUACUACUACUAGUAUACCCUUUGGCUAUCCACCAGACACAUCCGCCAAGCCAUCGUUUGCUUUUGGCAGUACCGUCAGCAGUACUAGUAGCUUUAUGAGCACCCGCAGCGAGCCAAGUGCCAACGUCGAGCCAGCCAUGUUGAGUCUCGGCCAAACUCACGGCGCAUUUGCCAAGCUGAGCCAGCAUUCGAGUAUGAGACGCGACCCAGCGUACCCCAUCCGCGUGACGUGGCAGUUUUACCAAGCUACGAGCAAUGGCGUGGUGACGCAGCCCGUCAUCCAAGCGCUGGCCAAUCAGAUGACCAGCAUUCAGACCUAUGCCACGUGGACAGGCUCGCUAGUCACGACGACAGAAGAGGUGGACACACACAACCUCCACACGGGCGUCUUCUGCGAUACGUGCCGACUGAGUAUUCAAGGCCCAAUUCGGUACAAAUGCCUCGUGUGUCCUGACUUUGACCGGUGUGAGACUUGCGUGGAUGUGGUGGGGCACCCCCCAACGCACCCAUUCUUGCGCCUCAGUCACGCGCAGUAUGGAGCGUCCAGUUACGUGACCCAGAAUCGGUCUGAACUGAGUCACUCGACCGUCGUGUGCGCUGGCUGCCACGUGUCGCCCAUCGUGGGCAUCUUGUACCGAUGCACCACGUGUCCGUUGGUAAACCUGUGCGAACGAUGCGAACUGACCACCGGCCACGCCAACUUUGACCACCCGUUGCUCAAGCUCUUUCGUUCGACGAAAUAAUAAACAGCCAAUUAAUGACGUAAUACUUCGAAAUAGUAUAAAACUAAGCCAAUCGCUGAUCCCUAA
Messenger RNA from Aphanomyces astaci, 1702 nucleotides. RefSeq lists its product as hypothetical. Gene Ontology annotation, cellular component: amphisome; aggresome. Gene Ontology annotation, molecular function: zinc ion binding; protein kinase C binding; K63-linked polyubiquitin modification-dependent protein binding. Bases 20 to 1636 code for a protein of 538 amino acids. Gene Ontology annotation, biological process: mitophagy; aggrephagy; endosome organization. NCBI's taxonomy places the organism in Eukaryota, Oomycota, Saprolegniomycetes, Saprolegniales, Verrucalvaceae. The record is from RefSeq and is a predicted model, not a curated record. The transcript has 6 exons.